Periconia digitata is the source of this 1012-nucleotide messenger RNA. Lineage: Eukaryota; Fungi; Ascomycota; Dothideomycetes; Pleosporales; Periconiaceae. The record is from the annotation of a GenBank genome assembly.
AUCAUCAACACGGCUUUGCCUCGAUUCGUCGCUAGCUCUGCAUGUAGUGGCGAGUAUAACCGUUUACCCACUCCCCACUCACCCACAUGCUGGGUUCUUCGAUGUUCCCCGGCUCGGGAACCGAAGAAGGAUCAUUUGAGUCUCCCCAACCAAAAGGCAGCUAGAAGGCAAAUGAAAAUCGAUUCGAGGUAACCAAUGCGUCCCGUUCUUUAAUAUAUGUAUAUCUUAUAGACAUUCGUAUGUGUAUAUGCGUACAUUUCCGUACUUUGUUCAAUCAACAAGUUCUUUCUCAACCUCCACUCUCAGUCUCCACACGAACGAAGUAAGAGAGGAAGGGAGGAAGGGGCGGGGGACGCAUGCGGCAAAAAACCGACCCCAAAAGGAAGACAACCAGCCAAGCCAAAAUCUUCGUAUUCAAUCUAUGCUGUUUAAUUUACCAAAGAUUGUGUUGCGUAUCAACACGCAUACACACACAUGCAGAUCUAGAACAGGUAACUCGUCGAGUAGACGAACCCCGAUUGGAUGUGAGUCUUCUCCAAUCAUUUUCUACCGUCUCUUACUCUUGCAUACAUGUUUAUGUACUCUUGCGCUUAUGUUCUCUCACUCACAUGAUCUCAUCUAAAGAACCAUGGACUGAAGUAGAAGGUCGUAUAGAAUGGAUGGAAAGAAGAACUGCACUAAGCCCGUGGCACCGCAAGGUUCUCUGCAGGAUUCUCGAACGAAGGAAGAACAGAGCACUAGAACAUGGUCAGUCGGUGGGGCAAGCGUACCGAUCUGUUGUUCUAGGAACGACGUGCCGCCGGAUGUACACCUUAGCGAUCUUGGUAUUCAUUCCUUCGGCGUUGUUGAUGCAAGAGACACUGCACUGUUUCUGUUUUCUCUUUAUACAAUGCUUGAUAAGGCGAAUUCAGUCUAUAAAUAUCCAUCACGCGAUAUAUUAAUCCAUCGACCAAGCAAACUGAGCUAUCUCGAUAUGGACAAUUGUACAAUUCAUACAUACAGAAGCUGCUGC